AGCAAAAGAAAUACGCAAAAAAGAGUAGAAGCAAAAAGAAAAAAACAAAACGGACAGGUGUGCAAAAGAAUCAAAUGAAUCAACAACAACAACAACAACAGCAACAACAACCACUAGCUAAACCACCUAUUCUACUUAUAAAGAGCAACAACUAAGCAGCAAACAAUAAAUAUUCGAACAACAAGUACAACAGCAAUACAACAACAAAAGCAACUGCAACAGUAAACAUGUCGGAAAACAGCGACAACAAUGGCGACCAGCAAAGCCAAGGCCAGGGGGCGGAGGGCGAGGCCAUGGGCGAAAACAAAAUGAAGUCCCGUCUCCGUAAAGGAGCCCUCAAGAAGAAAAACGUCUUUAAUGUGAAAGAUCAUUGCUUCAUUGCGCGCUUCUUCAAGCAGCCCACAUUCUGUUCCCACUGCAAGGACUUUAUCUGCGGCUAUCAGUCGGGAUAUGCAUGGAUGGGCUUUGGCAAACAGGGAUUCCAGUGUCAAGUCUGCUCGUAUGUGGUGCACAAGCGUUGCCAUGAAUAUGUCACCUUCAUCUGCCCCGGCAAGGAUAAAGGCAUUGAUUCCGCACACCAGAUGCCACACAAAUGGCAUAACGUUGCCUUCCUGUCGCCGAUGUUUUGCGAUCAUUGCGGCUCGCUGUUACACGGCAUCACGCACAAGGGUCUCAAGUGUCGAGCAUGCGAUAUGAACGUCCACGCCCGCUGCAAGGAGAACGUGCCCAGCCUGUGCGGCUGCGAUCAUACGGAGCGACGUGGCCGCAUCUAUCUCGAGAUAAAUGUCAAAGAGAAUCUCCUCACAGUGCACAUCAAGGAGGGUCGCAAUCUCAUACCCAUGGAUCCCAACGGCCUCAGCGAUCCGUAUGUGAAGGUGAAGCUGAUACCAGAUGACAAGGAUCAAUCCAAGAAGAAGACGCGCACGAUCAAGGCGUGUCUGAAUCCCGUGUGGAAUGAGACGCUUAGCUAUGAUCUGAAGCCCGAGGAUAAGGAUCGACGCAUUUUGAUCGAGGUCUGGGAUUGGGAUCGCACUUCCCGUAAUGAUUUUAUGGGCGCCUUGUCCUUUGGCAUUUCGGAGAUCAUCAAGAAUCCCACCAAUGGCUGGUUCAAGCUGCUCACCCAGGACGAGGGCGAGUACUAUAAUGUGCCCUGUGCGGACGAUCAGCAGGACCUGCUCAAGCUCAAGCAGAAGCCGUCGCAGCGCAAGCAGCCAAUGAUGCGCUGCGACACACACACACAAUCACAGUCCAAAAAGGACAUGAUAAGGGCGACAGACUUCAAUUUCAUCAAAGUGCUGGGCAAGGGAUCUUUUGGCAAGGUGCUGUUGGCGGAGCGCAAGGGCAGCGAGGAGCUGUAUGCGAUUAAGAUACUCAAAAAGGAUGUGAUCAUACAGGACGACGAUGUCGAAUGCACCAUGAUUGAGAAGCGUGUACUGGCGCUGGGCGAGAAGCCGCCGUUUCUUGUCCAGCUGCAUUCAUGCUUUCAGACGAUGGAUCGUCUGUUCUUUGUCAUGGAGUAUGUGAACGGCGGCGAUUUAAUGUUCCAAAUUCAACAAUUUGGCAAGUUCAAGGAGCCCGUUGCCGUCUUCUACGCUGCAGAAAUAGCGGCUGGACUUUUCUUUUUGCAUAGCAAGGGCAUUUUGUAUCGGGAUCUGAAGCUGGACAACGUGCUCCUAGAUGCGGAUGGACACGUGAAGAUCGCCGACUUCGGCAUGUGCAAAGAGAACAUCGUGGGAGACAAGACGACCAAGACCUUUUGCGGCACACCAGACUACAUAGCGCCAGAGAUCAUUCUCUAUCAGCCGUAUGGCAAGUCUGUGGAUUGGUGGGCCUAUGGCGUGCUGCUCUAUGAGAUGCUGGUGGGUCAGCCGCCCUUCGAUGGCGAGGACGAGGAGGAGCUCUUCGCGGCCAUUACCGAUCACAAUGUGUCCUAUCCCAAGAGUCUCAGCAAAGAGGCCAAAGAGGCGUGCAAGGGCUUUUUGACCAAGCAGCCCAGCAAACGUUUGGGCUGUGGCGCCACUGGCGAGGAGGAUGUGCGUUUGCAUCCCUUUUUCAGACGCAUCGACUGGGAAAAGAUCGAGAAUCGCGAGGUGCAGCCGCCGUUCAAGCCAAAAAUUAAACAUCGCAAGGAUGUGUCCAAUUUCGAUAAGCAAUUCACAUCAGAGAAAACAGACUUGACGCCCACGGACAAAGUGUUCAUGAUGAACCUGGAUCAAUCGGAAUUUGUGGGCUUCUCCUAUGUGAAUCCCGAAUAUGUUGUCAGCCCAUAAGCAGAUGCAGAUCCAGAUGCAGAUACAGAUGCAGACAUCGGGAACAGGCAACCGGAAACAGGAAACGGAACCAGCGAGUUGUGUCGUCAGUUGAUAUUAAUUCUUGAUGGAAGCAGAAAGGAAAAGGAAAAUGAAAAGACACCAUCAUAGUUACUUUCCGUUGUUAUUAUGUCAUAUCGUAAAUUGUUAACUAUGCUAAGCGUAAGCAAUAUUUUGUUGAUUUUUGUUGUUCUUAUUUAUUGCUCAUUUAAAUCUUUAACUAAUUGUUAGGCACUCAUGCACGUACACUAAGCUUUACUAUGCUCGCGGCAUUUUCAUUUAGUUUUUAACAUCAAAUUCAAUCAUUGUUAAGCAUUUGCUACUCAUCAAAAUAUCAAGCCAAAAAAAAAAAAAAA
Messenger RNA from Drosophila navojoa, 2665 nucleotides. It is a transcript of the gene Pkc53E, whose product is annotated as Protein C kinase 53E. Lineage: Eukaryota; Metazoa; Arthropoda; Insecta; Diptera; Drosophilidae. Gene Ontology annotation, molecular function: zinc ion binding; diacylglycerol-dependent serine/threonine kinase activity; ATP binding. The record is from RefSeq and is a predicted model, not a curated record. Gene Ontology annotation, biological process: protein phosphorylation.